CCUAUCCGUUGCCAUGAAAUGGAAAUUAUUAAUUCAGACUCAUUUAGAGGUUUUUGCGUCAAACUCUUCAUAUCUUCCCGUAUGUCACAUUAAGUUAAGUUAUUCUUGUUCAUUGUACUACUUUAAAUGUAUUACCAAAUAACCCUGUGUUGAGUGGUCAGUGCAUUUGAGCACUUAAUUUUAAAUGUUAUUUAUUUUUUCAAUUAAUGGCUCAAAUAUAAUAAUCGGUUAUCAAGAUUAUAUCGUGAUCUAAUCCAAAAAACAAAGUAAUGAACUUUAAUUCUGACUUCAUUACAAAUGCAUGUCAAUUAAUAGACCACCUGAACCAUUUCGUUUCUUUAGAUUUACAAUUUAUUAUAGUUAUUGGUUUAAAUAGUAGGCUAUAUUUUUAUUUAGGUCUAAUUCUGUUCACAAGUGGUGACUAUUGCACUCAAAAAAAUGUUUUGCUGCUUGUUUAAACUACUUAUUCAAAAUAAGUUGAAUUAACACAAUUCCUGAGUUUUUUUUUUUUUUUUUUUUGAGCAACUUAAUUGUUUUAUGUUCAAUUCCCUUAAAUUUGUAAAAACAAAAAAUACAAUUCAGUUAACUUAAUCUAUUUGUUUCUGGAGUACAUGCAGGAAUUCUGUGGAACCCAGCAUUUUUUUUCAGUGUAAGAGCUUUCUUUUUACUUAAAAUGCCACAAUAUGUGCCAUGUUUUCACAUUUAAGAUUUGGGGGAAAUGAUUUCUUUCUAAGCGACGCAGUGGUGCUAUUAAUGUUUGCAUGUUCUCCCUGCGUUCGCGUUGGUUUCCUCCCGGUGCUCCGGUUUGAAUAGGCUAAAUUGUCCUUAGUGUAUGAAUGUGAAUGAGUGUGUGUGGAUGUUUCCCAGACAUGGGUUGCGGCUGGAAGGGCAUCCGCUGCGUGGAACAGAUGCUGGAUAAGUUGGCGGUUUGUUCCGCUGUGGCGACCCCAGAUUAAUAAAGGGACUAAGCCGACAAGAAAAAAAAUGAAUGAAUGAUUUCUUUAUAAAAAACUUAUAUAAGCAUUUUACUAAGAUCCAUACCUAAUAAAUCCAGAGAAACUGAUCAUUUUCAAGUGGGCUUAUUUAUUAGGCUGUGUGUAGUAGUAGCCUAGUGCGUGUGAAAAGAAAAUAACAACUAAUAUGUAUCCUAUUAGUUAAGCCUAAACAUAAGCUGUGUUCCACAGCUUUUAAACUAUGUUGUCAUUAUUUCAGACUGUGAUGUUAAAUACUUAUGACGAUUCAAAUCUCGCAUAUUAGUGCGCGCAGUCAGAAAACCUAUGCAACAUUCAGAAAAUUAGUCACAUUUCUUAAGGGUUAUUCCAGCGAUACUCCUGGAUGUACACGUGAUUUCCAGGAAGCAGUUUCAAUUUCCCAACGUCAAUAAAAUGCAGUGUGUAACUGCGCCAAAGGAUUAUAACAGAGCAACAACUUUGUUCAUUAAAACAUUGGCGUUCUCACUUUGUAGACAAAGACCUGCUGAAACAUGAAGCCCGGACUGGGUACUUUAAUUGGCCUUGGAGUUGGAGCAGUUGGUACAGCUGUGUUAGCUCCGGUGGCGCUGACCGUGGCUGGGUUUACCUCCGCUGGUAUAGCAGCAGGCUCUUUGGGUGCCAGCAUGAUGUCUUCAGCAGCCAUCGCUAAUGGAGGCGGUGUGGCAGCAGGAAGCUUGGUCGCCAUCCUUCAGUCAGCAGGUGCUGCUGGACUGUCUGCAGGAGCGACCGCUGCAGUGGCAUCAGUGGGUGGUGCAGUGGGUGCUGUGUUUGGUGGGGCAGCAGAUUUUUUCUCUCGUCCACCUCCAAAUAACGAUGAUAAGACUGAAAAGCUCAUAUCGAAAUAUAUGGCCAUAAUGUUAACCUUAAUAAUUGGACUAUUAAUGGUCGCAAUAAUUAUUGUUAAUGAAAACUGAUGAUGGUGGAUGUUUGUGAACACUUUGCAAUUGUGUUCAUUUUAUACACUUGCAAUUAUGAGAUUUAAAUAAAUGCUCAUUGAAUACAA
This is a messenger RNA of Danio aesculapii, 1995 nucleotides long. Its product is annotated as interferon alpha-inducible protein 27-like protein 2A. Bases 1484 to 1906 code for a protein of 140 amino acids. NCBI's taxonomy places the organism in Eukaryota, Metazoa, Chordata, Actinopteri, Cypriniformes, Danionidae. Gene Ontology annotation, biological process: apoptotic signaling pathway. The record is from RefSeq and is a predicted model, not a curated record. The transcript has 4 exons. Gene Ontology annotation, cellular component: mitochondrion; membrane.